Molecule: messenger RNA, 480 nt
Organism: Priapulus caudatus
Lineage: Eukaryota; Metazoa; Priapulida; Priapulimorpha; Priapulimorphida; Priapulidae
Product: heat shock protein HSS1-like
Exons: 4
Coding region: 1-480 (159 amino acids)
Biological process (GO): vesicle-mediated transport; cellular response to unfolded protein; protein refolding
Cellular component (GO): plasma membrane; cytoplasm; cytosol
Molecular function (GO): ATP hydrolysis activity; ATP binding; heat shock protein binding
Source: RefSeq, a predicted model, not a curated record
AUGCGUAUUACCAGAAGUAGAUUUCACCUCAAAGAUGCCGCCGUCUUCAAUGGCCAGUCGUCCUUCAAUGUGCCGCGAGAAGACUUUGACAACCGCAUGGUCGCUCACUUUAUGCAGGAGUUCAAGAGCAAACACAAGAAGGAUAUGAGUGCCAACAAGCGCGCAGUCAGGCGUCUAAGCACAUACUGCGAGACAGCAAAGCGCAGCCUCUCCUCAAGCAUUCGUGUUAGAAAAAAGCCACCAGGUGGAGGCACUUAUGUACGAGCUGCGAUGCAGCCAGUGGAUCCAGUGUCGAGUCGAUGGGAAGAGAUGUACGAAGGGAUGCGAAGCCUAAAACAGGAAAUGGUGAAGAUCAGGAAGGACAUGGAAGGAGAACGGGACACAUGCAGAGAGAUUGCCCGCGACGAUUGCGAUACGGCAAUGUCUCGGAUAAUCGCGCACAACGGACAGGAGCUGCCGAGAGGAGUCAGCAACCGUUAA